Camponotus floridanus (Florida carpenter ant) is the source of this 792-nucleotide messenger RNA. Its product is annotated as hatching enzyme-like. The record is from RefSeq and is a predicted model, not a curated record. Gene Ontology annotation, biological process: extracellular matrix organization; collagen catabolic process; proteolysis. NCBI's taxonomy places the organism in Eukaryota, Metazoa, Arthropoda, Insecta, Hymenoptera, Formicidae. The transcript has a single exon. Gene Ontology annotation, cellular component: extracellular matrix. Gene Ontology annotation, molecular function: metalloendopeptidase activity; zinc ion binding. The coding region runs from base 1 to 792 and encodes 263 amino acids.
AUGCGGCGUCGCGGACAUUCACGCUUACAGCCCGUUGACGAGAAAGUGGCCGAGGACGCAUCUCACGUGGAACUUCAAUCUAGCGAAACAGAGAUACUCUGCGCACGACUCAGAGCGCGUUCGCUCUGUGGUCCGAGCAAUCCUAUGACGUUCUCACGCGACCCGCUGCGCCCCGAUAUACUGAUAUCCUAUCAAUCCGGCGCUCACGCGUACGAGAACAGCGACAACGGGGGCUCGCGCCCGUCGCCGUUCGCGGGACCGGGAUCGGUCGUCGCUCACGUGUUCUUUCCGACGGGAGAGCCCAAUCAAGUGACCGAGGUGCACGUCGACGAGACGGAGCCGUGGCACAUCACGCUGACCAGACCCCCGUCGGACAGACUGUAUCUCCUUCAGACGCUGACGCACGAGAUCGGUCACACUCUGGGUCUGACUCACAGUAUGAGGGAAGAUUCGGUCAUGUACGCGUACACGCCUUCGGAGGAAAGGCGAUAUCCGCUCAGACUGAGCAUAGAGGACGUCAUAAACGUACGAAAUCUCUACGGAUCGAGAGAGACGACGAAUCCUACGAUCGUCGACGCUACUCCGACGACCGCGGCGACGACUACGAAGACAACGGCCUCGACGACGACGACGACGACGACCGCGGCGCCGCCGACGACCGCGAGGACGGUUAAGACGCCGCUCGCUCCCUCCGAUAACGCGAAUCUAUGCGUCUUAAAGCGCAUAGACGGAGCGCUAAUCAUGAAUCGUCGCUUGUACGUCGCGCGUAAACGCAACGUAUGGUCGAUAUGA